Messenger RNA from Apus apus (common swift), 3764 nucleotides. It is a transcript of the gene UBE2R2, whose product is annotated as ubiquitin conjugating enzyme E2 R2. The record is from RefSeq and is a predicted model, not a curated record. The transcript is spliced from 5 exons. Gene Ontology annotation, biological process: ubiquitin-dependent protein catabolic process; protein polyubiquitination. Bases 38 to 754 code for a protein of 238 amino acids. Gene Ontology annotation, molecular function: ubiquitin conjugating enzyme activity. NCBI's taxonomy places the organism in Eukaryota, Metazoa, Chordata, Aves, Apodiformes, Apodidae.
CGGGGGCGGCGGGGCCGGGGGCGGCGGGGGCCGCGCCAUGGCCCAGCAGCAGAUGAGCAGCUCGCAGAAGGCGCUGAUGCUGGAGCUGAAGUCGCUGCAGGAGGAGCCGGUGGAAGGCUUCCGCAUCACCCUGGUCGACGAGUCCGACCUCUACAACUGGGAGGUGGCGAUCUUCGGGCCCCCCAACACCCUCUACGAGGGCGGGUAUUUCAAGGCUCACAUUAAAUUUCCUAUUGACUAUCCAUAUUCACCACCUACCUUCAGAUUCCUGACCAAAAUGUGGCACCCCAACAUUUAUGAGAAUGGAGAUGUAUGUAUUUCAAUUCUUCAUCCACCUGUAGAUGACCCACAAAGUGGAGAGCUGCCAUCUGAGAGGUGGAACCCUACCCAAAAUGUCAGGACUAUCUUACUGAGUGUAAUCUCUCUGCUUAAUGAGCCCAACACAUUUUCUCCUGCCAACGUGGAUGCAUCAGUCAUGUUCAGGAAAUGGAGAGACAGUAAAGGAAAGGACAAGGAGUACGCCGAAAUCAUACGGAAGCAGGUUUUGGCUACCAAAGCCGAGGCAGAGAAGGAUGGUGUGAAGGUCCCCACUACGCUAGCAGAGUACUGCAUCAAAACUAAAGUGCCUUCCAAUGACAACAGUUCAGAUUUGCUUUAUGACGACUUGUACGACGAUGACAUUGACGACGAGGACGAGGAGGAGGAGGAUGCCGACUGUUACGAUGAUGAUGAUUCUGGCAAUGAGGAGUCGUGACCUGCUCCCUCGAUGCCCCUGUACUGCCCUGCCGACUCAGGCCAGAAGGGAGCAGCGGUAACCUAGCAGCAGUCCAGCAAAAAAGUGGGGGGGGGGGUGAUAAAAAAAAACAACUUUUGUCUCCUGCUGUCUCCUGUUGUACGGAUCUGUUUGCUCCUUUUUUAUGGACCUCUUAGAGACCCUCCACAGAAUGUCUGAAUUCUUGCAUUCUUAACCCCUUUCAUCACUGUAUUAUGAUUUCUUUUUAAAAAAGAAACUCCCCUUUUCACUUCUCUACGAAAUGCUCACAGCGAAACAGGUUUGCUCGUGUUUAGGUUCUUGAAUUAAAUACAGUCUUGCAUUGAGGUGUUUCAUGUAUUUAACGCUGGAACAAACACAUUGGAAGCUGAGUUUUUGGGAGCUCAAAUGCUGCAUUUACUGAGAAGAAAAAAAAAAUCCACACAAAGCAAAUUGCCAAGGUUUAGCUGCUCCAUUUACAAUAAUAGCGUGUGUACAUUCGUUUAGCCUAGUGGUGGUGGCUUUUCCUUUAUAAGGUCUGGAACGGAGAGUGUAAAGCUACUGUGUGUUGAGCUUCAUGGGAUGUUACUGAAAGGUACAGUAUUCCUUUUCAGCCUGCUCGAGUUAGGUAAUAGCUGGCCCCUGGAGAUCCAGAGGGCACAAUCAGCUUUGUCUCUGAAAAAGGCUUGUGAUAUGAACCCUAAAAUAAACACUUAACACUUCAUGUCUCUACAACUGAGCCCUGGGUUGCUAUUUAUUUUUAUUAUUUUUUUUUUUCAUACUAGGUUGGGGUUGAAAAAGUUCAGUUUAGCCAUGCUGCUGAGAUCUGCUGCCAGCUGCAUCUCUCUGGAGGCAGGAGAACAGAUACGCAUCCUGCUGCCCGGUGGUCCAGAAUUCAUCCCAAACUUUUAUUUUUGGCAGUGGGAGAGACUGCUGGCCUCCUGCCCCAGGGCUUGCGAGCAGCCCUUGCUUCCUGCAGUCCCACUCCAGCACCGGCCUGAGCCCUCUUUCCAAGGCUGGUGUAGGUGACAUGUUGCUCAGUGUGGCCCCACUGAAGCUCUGUGGGGCUGGCAGGAGUCUGAGCUCCCUGUGGUGCUUGCCUGGGUGGCUAGACUGUCCCUGUGUCUGCUGUGGCUGGUGCAGUGGGGAUGCUUGUGUGCUGGGCUGUCCCCUGCCUGGCUGGCUGAGGCAUGGGUGAGCAUGUGCAGCCCUGCAGGAGAGGAGAGCUGGGUGCUUUCAGGCUGGAAGAGAAGGGCAUGUUCCACAGGCUGUUUGGCAGCAUGCUUCAGCCAGGGCACUGAGCUCACCCUCCUGCAUGUUUUGGGAGCUCUUGGCAGACCUUAGGGCCCUCCCUCAUGGGCAGGGGGGAUCCUGCAUGCUGGUCUCUGCAGAACCCUCUUCCUCAGUCCCUCAGCACCCCUCCUUUUGUUGCAGUGUCCUCCUCUUGUUUGGCUGUGGUGCAGUGGCCUGAGUUCACGUGUUGCAUGAUCCCUGGGUCAGCAGCCAGCCCAGGCACUUCCUGGAGCAGCUCCAAGGUGCUGGCCCUGCUGGAGUGGGGCUCUUGGUUCCAGCAGAUUCAGAGGCAGGUGCCCUGGUCAGGGCUGGGGUGUUUGUUGAUGUCCCCCCUUCGUAUAUCUCAGGGUUUUCAAUGGUACUGCGGUCCCUGGAGGGGUGCGUUGGUGGGAGUGAGCUUUGUUCUGCAGUCAGCUGGGUGGCUGUGUCCUGAGGGGAGGAGCAGAAUGAGGAGCCCGAAGUGUGGAAGUGUGCUGCCUGGAGGGAGGAGGAGGAGACAGCACAGCCCUCAGGGAGGGGAGGAAGGCUCUCUUUGAAGUGAACCAGGCAGAUGUUUUUCAAAUGUUGCUUGGCUGGGGUUUGCUGCAGCAAGGACAGUCCCUGCUCCUCUCCUCUGGGGUGUGUGCUGGUGCAUCCCUCUUUCCCCCCCCCCCCAAAAAAAAAAAAAAAAGUAGUGACACCUUUGUCCCCAGUGCCCCUCACAGUGGUCUGCCCUUCUGCUUGCAUGUUACCUGGGGAGGCCACCAGACCCCUUCUGAAGUGUCCCUCAUGGUCUACUUCAGCUUGUCUUUCCAGCAAGGAAUGACUCAGCCCCUGGUGCUUUUUGGAGCUGGCAGCAGGGUUACCCCCUGCAUUUCCUGAUGGUGUGGGGCACUCCCGAGCUUCACUGCAGCCCUGUGAGGGCAGGGCCAGUGUUGGCAAAUGGGUCCCUGGGCCUCCUGCCUGCAGGACUGGUCUCAGGGCUGCCUGGGGAUGGGGAUGCACCAACCUCCAGUGCUGUUAGUGGGUGAAGGAGCCAGGGUAUGGCAAUGCUGGCUGUGCUGACGACUUGGUCUGAAAUGAGCAUACUGCAUCUUUCAGGAUUUCCCUUGUACUUUUGACCGUCUUCACUGUAUACUCUCCAGUGACUUGUAUUUUCAAGCUUGGUGUUGUAAGAUGCAUUAUGUCAACUCUUCUGUUACCCGUUUUUAAAGACAAAAGCAACCUAUUUUGACAGCACCUACAUUAACCAGACUAAUUUCUCUUCCCACUGUCCUGUGCAGUGUCAUUGCUUGUUGACUUACUGGUUUCCUUUUUAUUGUUUUGUUGGGUUUUUUUUGAGAUACAAUCUGAAGUAUGAGGGUUUUUUGGUUUGGUUUUGGUGUUGCUUUUGUUUUGUUUUUUUUAAGCUAUUUAAGAAAUCGCGGAAAAAUGUUUACCUGGUCUGUGUAUUCUGGUUUUUUUAACCCUUUUCUCCUGUCUCAGCCAAUACUAGCGUUUACAUUUGCAACUACAAGCCCCUUCAAAUGCAGUUUUCAACCAUUCUGAAACCAGCAGGGUACACUAGAUUUCUUAGUUGUUUUCUUAGCUAAAAAUCCCAGAUGUUUUCCUUUUUUUUUUUCUUCAGUAUAAUUUACCAGAAAUAAUUAACUGAUGCAUUUUUGUGUUGUCUUCCCCUUCAGUAGUUAUAUUUUGUCUUUUCUGCACAUCUGUCUACUAAUAAAAAUGUGAAAUGAAAAUA